Molecule: messenger RNA, 1143 nt
Organism: Medicago truncatula (barrel medic)
Lineage: Eukaryota; Viridiplantae; Streptophyta; Magnoliopsida; Fabales; Fabaceae
Product: F-box protein At1g11270
Exons: 1
Coding region: 1-1143 (380 amino acids)
Molecular function (GO): protein binding
Source: RefSeq, a predicted model, not a curated record
AUGGAUCCAAAUCAUGCGAGUAAGGUUAAUAUUACCUAUAUACCAAAUGAUUUUGUUUUCUCAAUUCUCUCUAAACUUCCUGUUAAAUCUCUAAGACGCUUUUCUUGUGUUCGCAAAUCAUGGACUCGUCUAUUAGAAAACCAUAAUUUCAUCAACAUAUUUUGCAAAAAUCUUUAUUCUGGAUCUCAUUCACUCGAUGAUGAUAUUUGCGUCAUUCUAAACCAGGUUGUACUAGAUCCUUUUCACUGUACAUUUUAUUUACUUUCUGGUGACAAGUUUGAGAAUAAAGUGAAAUUGGAUUUGCCACCUCCAUUUCAUAUUCAACAUAAUCGUGUUAGUGUUAUUCGAAUUUUAGGUUCAGCUACUAAUGGAAUUAUUUGUAUCUACAAUUGUGAUAAUCAUACAAUAGCAGUAUUGUGGAAUCCUGCUACUCAGGAAGUUAUGGUCAUUCCUCCCAGCCUUGCUGAAUUUAAGCGUGAGUUUAUCACUAAAAUUACUCUUCAUGGAUUCGGGUAUGAUCAUGUUAGAGAUGACUAUAGUGUAAUUCAACAUGUAUGUUAUACUAAAUUUAAAGAACAUCGUUUAGAUAAUGUUAUACCUCACCCCUUUUGGGAGAUAUAUAGUCUAAAAAAUAGCUGCUGGAGGAAAAUCGAUAUUGAUAUGCCAACACGUAAUUGGAUUUAUAACAGUGAUUUGUACUUGAAUGGGAUGUGCCAUUGGUGGGGUAAAAAUAAUAAUUUGGUGUCAUUUAACUUGUGCAAAGAAGAGCACUUUAUUACACCAUCUCCCUUUGAAGAUGUGCAUGAUACUUUAGAUAUUCACUUGAUAGCGUUAAAUGGGCAUGUUGCUAUGAUAUCUUAUUCUAAAAAGGCCAUAUCUUUCCAAAUAUCAAUUUUGGGUGAAUUUGGUGUUAAGGAAUCUUGGAUUAGACUCUUCUAUUUUCGAUGCUUGUCUUGCAUUGAACAAUCUAUUGGGGCAGGGGAGAAGGGAAAUAUCUUCUUUACAAGAAAAGAUGGUCAACUAGUUUGUUUUGAUUUAACUACUGGGAUGGUUGAGAAUGUUGGUCUUAAAGGAGAAAUUUUAUGGAGCCAGACGGUGAUUUACAAGAAAAACCUUCAAUUGAUUGGAGCAAUAGACAAGUAA